AGCAAAUAAUGAGUUAGCAGUUCAUUGAACUUCAGCGGUGCGAGGGUUAAAGUUGUGUUUGACUGAAACAUUCUGCAGAAAUGUCUGGCUACAAGUUGUUCUACUUUCCAGUCCGCGGUGGAGGAGAAAAAUGUCGACUUGCAUUUGCGGCUGCAAAGAUUGACUACGAGGAUAUUCGAUUACCAGCCGAAGAAUGGGCAAAAGAGAAAGCGUGUAAGUAAAUAUAAAAGUUCCGUGAAGUGCGCGAUGAUGAAUUAUUUUUCGAUUGUAUUUUUAGAAUUUUGUGAUCUUAAAUGGCUGUUUAUAACUGAAUGCGAUCAAAGCCGAUGGCAAAUACGCGUACCGUACGCAUACAUUCACUUGAAUUUCGAUCGGUUUUAUGUGUGCGCGAAUGCUAUCGUACUGAAAUAAAAUAAAUUAUUGCUUAGUCACGGGCCGCUGACAAGUGUGCUCACCAGCCUACACACUCGUUUGCUUCCGACCACAAAUGGUAUCAAUGAUUUUGUUAUUUCGUCACUGAAUAAAAGUUACGUUUUCUUCGUUUCGAAGACUGCUACGAAAGAAAGUUGUUCUCUGAGGCCUGGGUCAAAGGUAUGUUCUGAGGAUAUGAAUGACGGCGUUGCUAAAACGAGGGUAGGGUGAAAAUAAUAACACGAAAAAUAAAAAUAUUAGAAUUUGAAUAUUUUUAGCAACAUGCACCGAGACAUCCAAGAACAUCUUCUGUUUGAGCAAUAACAUGAACGCAGAAUGACAAAUUCAGAUAGUUUUGAAUAUUCCAAAUAAUCCCUAUUAGAAUCAAGCCAAAAACUACUUGCCAAAUUUUCCUACCCAAAAAUUCCCGGAAUCGAAAAUUCAGUGCCAAAAAAUCCUUCGUUCAUCUUCGUCACUUGAAAUAAGGAGUACCCCUCCCCCGGGCGUUCAACGCGUUCCCUCCUCGCGAAGCGGGCGCGUUCGUAAGGAACGCGUGACAAAGCGAGUGGUGUAGGAGUUGCUCAGAAGGUCUCUCAUCUCCUAAUUGGUCGCAGGAAACAAUGACAUGCCAUUCUGCCAAUUAUUUUAGUAUUGCUUGGGGCCAGGGAAACUCACCAUUGGUGACCUCUCUUCCGAGCAGCUGCUACACGAUUUCGACGAAGCCCAUAUGGCUUUUGCUCAGGUUAGCGCAAGCGCGCGCGAACGCGAACGCGACAAACAAGGGUCCGUCAAGCGCGUGGUCAUUUUCGCGUUUCGCUCAACGGACGAUGAAAAAAGAGAGCGUUCUCGUUGUCUUGGUAGGUGUGGUCAAAUAACCGUGAAAAUCUGAUGAGUCUCGGUUGGCGCAAUCCUAUAUCAGAAAUGAGCUAAAUCUUAAUAGAAAUUCGAGUUUGGGACGUGGUCAGGCUGGUCGCAAAAUUUUCGCCACAUUUUGCUUCUAGGGGAAUGAAAACCGAUUAACUUCCUCGUUGUUAGCUUGCGUGUUAUGCGCCAUGACCUACCCUAUUUGAAAUAUUAGCACCCAGGAAAGAGCAACUCCUAAUAAUGGCCUAUAUAGUGAGGUAUGGUAUGGUAUGGUAACUUUAUUUAUACAUGGUAUUUCCUUCAGGUACAUUUACAUUCAAGUAUAGAAAACUAACAACCUAACUAAUCUAUAAUCUAAGAUAAAAACUAAAAUAAUAAAGAUGAAAAGAAAACACCUGCUUUUCAAGGAGGCUGUGUGUAAAAACAGCAUAUCAAUGAUUAAAUUAUUUGACAAUCGAAAUUUAGGUCCCUUAAUUAUUCCUUAAAUGAAUUAGGGGAUGUCAAUUGCCGCUCCUCCAGACUCCAGGGGCAAGCCGUUCCAUAACACACUUCCGCUGUAAGAAAGACUUAUUUUAUAAAAUUGAGUACGGGGUUGUGGAACAGCGAGAUUGUAUUCAUUUUCUCUAAGGUUAUAACAAGAUAAAUCUUCACCCAAAGCGGGUCCAUUUUUCACCUUUUAGGUAUAUGAAAGGGUAGGGGUUUCAUUAGUAGAUGAUGAUGAUGAUGAUGAUGGGGUACCAUUUAUCAGUUGAAAGGGGUAAUUCUCAGUCAAAAUAGUUUGUGUAAAAAGUGAGGUGUUGGACCUUAGGGUGAAGCCUCUCCGUAUACGACUUCAUUGAAUAGACCCCCCACCCCCCUCCCCGCCCCCGCCGGGAUUUAGCAUUAUUAGAACCAAGGCGGCUAUUGGCGUCUCCUUAGAAGAAACCCCGACGUUCUACCACUUUAAUUUUCUCUCUGUUCUGUUUCAGCUGGUAGACCACCUCUUGGUCAAAUGCCCUUCAUUGUGACUCCUGAAGGAAAAAUCCUGGCACAGUCUGGUACAAUUACGAAGUACAUCUGCAAAAAAGGAGGUGAUGUAUUGAACGUAAUUUGUUAAUCAGCAUAUCAUUCCACAGGCGGACAAUUCGAACUGUUUGAGGCAUUAUCUGCCCCUGGGUCUCCGGGGAUGGAAUUCUUAUGCUCCCUCUUGGCUUGAUUCAAGUGAUCGGGAGAAAUGCUUCAUAAAACUCAGAAGUUUUCACCUUGUGAUGCCAAAUGUUAUUUGAGGUAAGAAAGUUGAAAAAAAAAAAGAUUACUUACCAUAUCAGGGGCACCCAACGACGGUUUCCUCCUAAAUACCCUGAGAACACUUUUUAGGCUAUCCAGAGUACUUUUAGAUCUCUACAAAAGCAUUCUCAGCGGCGCUACAAAAUUUGUAUCUGUUCUGUCAUCCUAGGGCAACCUAAGACUUUUCGAAAUUAUUAGGGCUCCAGUUUUACUUUCCAGAAAAUUUUAGAUGUAAUUUAACGUUUUACGAAAGUGACAAUUUUUCUAAUUCCUCUCUUCAUCGCAUUUUUGAAUCCGAACAUUUUAGGUUUCCUUUUUCUACGAAAAAUAGCCAAACCUUGGGAGUGAAAUGUGAAAAAUUAAACUUCAGAAAAUCGUAGGGAAUUUGUUAGGAAGCUUCGAAAAUUGUACACGAAUGGAACAGUCACGUAAAAAUUUUUAGCCGUCCUCAAGUAAUACAAAAUUUUAGGCAAUAUUUGCUUCUCCGAACGGAUAUUCUACAGAAACAGUCGUUGGUUGCCCCUGCCAUAUGUUUUCAGUGUCGUUCUCUGCUUUUUUUUGUGGCGAUUUGAGUCGCUUGAAACUGACAUCACACCACUAAUACAAUACCUUACAUUAACAUUUGGGAUCAAAAGAUGCAAACUUUUGUUUAAGCCUUCUCCCGGUCACUUGUGUGAAUCAAGAUAAGAGCGGGCGUUGCGUUAUGUAAAUGUACGAGAUCACAAGUCGUGCGUGACAUCACGACGCCCCGAAAAGUUCGAAUCACGAGUUCAGGAGUUCCCUGUGAUCACUUAUGCUUAUUAGCCGCCAACGCAGACGUUCUAAGGAGCUUCGUCUCGCCCUUAGAACGUCUGCAUAGGAGGCUACCUGCCGAUAUACUAAAGAGCCUAUCUCGGUGAUCUGUCGGUCUGUCUUUCUUUCUUUCUUUCUUAUUUUUUUUCUCUUCAUUCAUUCAUUCAUUCAUUCAUUCAUUCAUUCAUUCAUUCAUUCAUUCAUUCAUUCACUCACUCACUCACUCACUCACUCACUCACUCACUCACUCACUCACUCACUCACUCAUUCAUCCCUCCAUCCGUCCGUCGGCCCGUGCGUAUGUGCGUUCGUUCCUUCGUUGAUUCGUCUAUCUACCUCUUUUCUUUCUUUCUUUCUCUUCUUUUUUUCUUAUUCCUUGUCUGUGUGUCUCACUCACUCACUCACUCAUUCAUCCAUCCAUCCAUCCUUCCGUGCGUUUGCGCAUUCGUUCCUUCGUCGAUUCGUCCGUUCUCCCAUUUUUCUUUUUUCUUUCUUUCUCUCCCUUUUCUUUUUUUCUUAUUCCUUGUCUGCGUGUCUUUUUUUCUCCUUUUCAUCUUUUCUUCCUUUCUUUUCCCUCUUGUUUCUUCUUUAUUUUUCAAAAAGAAGAGUUAAGAAGGUGUAUGCUGGCUUAGCUUUUUUUAAAAGUAUUAAUUAAAAUACCUACUUUGAUAAUUAGGUUUGUGCCCAGCUGACAGUUUUGAUGAAGCGACAGCGGAUAUGAUCAGUGAUGGAGUUACUGAUUUACUUCAGCAAUUUAGCAAGAUAUACUAUGAGAAAGACGAAACGAAGAAGGUAAUGCCAGAGUUGAUGUCCGUGUCAGUUUCUCUAUGUGUUUGUCAGGCUUUACUCUAGACUACAAAAUAGUCGGUCGUUUUCUUAAAAUUGGUUUUGCGAGGCGCAAAGCGCGUGGGCUCGUAGGGCCCCAUGCAGUCUAGAUUUACUCAAGAUGCCUAUUCCGACCCUUACCGACAGGUAAUUCUUUAUUUUCCAACAUUGAGAAUUGAAGCAAAAUACCUGGCUAAAAUUGAUUCAAAUAAUAGCAUUUGUAUGAUAUGAAAAAUUAUAAAGAAGGAAUAUGAACACAAGCCAUGUACCAUGGGGUACUUACGACUUCAUUAAAUGUUUUUUUCUAAGGAAACGCCUCAAAGUGGUUUUCAAGUUGUCAAUCAACACAUAGAUCAAUAAACGCUUUCACAAAAAUAAUAUCUCUCUACUACUAUAACACUUGAGAAGUAAGAAUGAAACUUUUCGUUUUUUGCGGCCUUUUAGCACUUUUAGAGAUUUUUCUCUCUUGUUGUCACCGAAGCCGGCCACUUACAGGACUGGCUCUUGUAGACGAUCAUUUCAUACGGAGUUAUAUUUACUAAAGGUUGCCGUAAGUCCCAGGGAGAGAUUAUGCGGGUGGGCUCCGCCCCGGGGUCCAAACCCUUAGUCAUUUGUAAGGCCUCUUGAAGAAGAAAGGCCGUACCUUUCGAAUUAUCUGCUUGCUUCUUUCCGUUGUCCAACCCCUUACCCGUUCAUGUACUAAUUUUGACGGAAAAGUUACCCCUUUCAUAUACCUACUUAAAACCUUAGCAUCCCUUUUAACUGCUGUAAAAGCACUGUCUGUGAAAUAUGUAUAAAUCACAGAAAUGGCAGACUUCCCUACCCUACCAGAUUCUUCAACUAAUUAUAAUGAAGUCCCCACCUUUCAUUUACUUGAAACCUAAAGAAGAUACCCCUUUCGGGGGCGCGGAGCCUCCCCGUAUAGGCCAUUAUAAGGAGUUCUCCCCCACCCCCGGGCCGUAAGCAGAGUCUUCUCAGUGGCAUGUGUCCGUAACGGGAUUUGACGUAUACUUCUCAGUUCUGCUCCGUGUACAAUCCCGUAGGUUUUACUCCAAAUUCUAUUUCCCAUAACUUAGUGUUAGUUAUUUAUAAUUUUUUUUUUGCCUUAAUAAUAAAGGAUGAGAUAAAGAAGGAGUUUUAUGGGACGACGCUCCCUGCCCGACUCGAGAAAUUUGAAGCUCUUCUCAAAAGCAGGGAUGAAGGCAAGGGCUUCUUUCUGGGCGAAAAGGUGAGAUAAGAGGAAUGCUCAAAGCGUGGCAAGUGGAUUAGGCUUGCUUAAAAGACUAACGAGUAUAACAAUGUUUACAUUAAACAGGAAAGCUUUUGCGCCGUCACCAACCUCGUCCCUAGGGCUUUUCCCACCCAUUUUUUGAGGGAAAAGCCCUGGGGACGAGGUUGCGCCGCCACUAAAAUCACAGCGGACAGGGCAUCUGUUCACACACAAGAACGGUUGUGGCAGUGCCAGCCUCGUUCCUAGUCGUCCUCGGCGAUUUCGGAUGUGACGUCACCUCGGAUAGCGCGAACUGGCCUGGGUAGGACGCUGUGGCAGUGCGAUUCUGACGGAGUGAAUUAAGCUGGGCCGCGCUGAUCUCGAAAGUGGAGCGUCACAUAUCGGAGCGGUUUUGUGCCAUAAUUGGUGCAAUGUGAAUUCCUUUAUAUAUUCUGCCCGUUGGGGGAAGAAAGUAGGUAGGAGCGAGGCCUGGAACCCACUGAGACGGAAGUAAACGAAACCUUUUGGUCAACUGCGCCGGUGCGAUGCUCGAUGUGUGUGAACGACUUGUGCCGCCCCGAGGUGUUGCUGCUCAUACUAUACGGGCUAGAUUUUCGUGGCGCCAUGAAAAGCAAAGCUAUUCAACUUAUAUAUAGUGUGAAAAUAGCCUAAAACAUUGCCUGCGGCUUAUCGCCACCCACAGAAGAAAGGUUACCCAAUCGUACGCCUCUAGAUUAACUGCGAUUUCUUUCUGUUUCUUAUCCGCAGCUUUGCUAUGCCGACAUCACUGUCUUUGACUUCUUGAACAACUUUAUUUCGAGGGGUAAAGAAAAUGUUCCUGGAGAACUUGAGAAGUUCCCGCUCUUGGUGGAGCAUUAUAAACGGGUGUUAAACGUGCCCGAAAUAUCGGAGUGGGUAAAGAAACGCCCUGUAACUGAAUUCUAAGCUUGUUGUCUUGCUAUUGUAGCAACUGUCAAGUUAGAGAAAGGCCCAAAGCAGGGAUUCUAGCGUAUGCCGUAGUUAAACGACUCCGUGCGUCACUGUUGUUUUUUUAAGGU
Messenger RNA from Porites evermanni, 6426 nucleotides. The record is from the annotation of a GenBank genome assembly. Lineage: Eukaryota; Metazoa; Cnidaria; Anthozoa; Scleractinia; Poritidae.